Molecule: messenger RNA, 1323 nt
Organism: Penicillium vulpinum
Lineage: Eukaryota; Fungi; Ascomycota; Eurotiomycetes; Eurotiales; Aspergillaceae
Product: NAD(P)/FAD-dependent oxidoreductase
Exons: 3
Coding region: 1-1323 (440 amino acids)
Molecular function (GO): proline dehydrogenase activity; flavin adenine dinucleotide binding; L-pipecolate oxidase activity
Source: RefSeq, a predicted model, not a curated record
AUGGCAUUGCCGUCCAAUAUUUUGAUUGUAGGAGGGGGUGUGUUUGGAUUAUCCACCGCCCUCUCCCUGUCAAAGCGACACCCAGAAUCCAAAUUAACAGUAGUAGAGUCCUCACCGACAAUCCCAAACCCGCACGGCUCAUCUGUCGACACAUCCCGGAUCGUGCGGUCCGACUAUGCUAACACAGCAUACUCCAAGCUCGCCGCCGCUGCCAUUCACCGCUGGCGCAGCACAGACUGGGGCCGGGACGGCCGGUACACGCAGAAUGGCCUGCUACUUGUGUAUCCAGCAGACAGUCCCAGUGCCAAGGAGUAUGCCCGCAAGAGCUACGCCAAUGUACGCCAGAUCGAGGGCGAUAACAUCGUCUCCCUGCCGACCCAGGCGGAUGUCCUCAGCGUCGUGCCGGCCUACGGCUCGACACUCGAUGUCGCCGGUGGCUAUGUGAACUGGGGGUCUGGAUGGUCCGAUGCCGCGGCCAGCGUGCGUUAUGCCAAAUCUCUCCUUGAUGCUGAUGGGAAGGUUAGUUUCCGUACUGGCGAUGUCGAGCGUGUGCUAUACGACACGAACGGCGCCAAGCCUAAAGCCACCGGUGUCGUCUUGACAGAUGGGUCGACUCUCGAGGCGGAUCUAGUUGUGCUGGCGACUGGGGCGUGGACGUCGAAAUUGGUCGAUUUGCGUGGCCGGGCUGUUGCGACCGGCCAGGCGAUUGCUUAUAUGCGGAUCUCCGAUGAGGAGCAGCGCGAGCUGGAGAACUUGCCUACGAUCUUGAACUUCGCGACGGGCAUCUUUAUCAUCCCGCCGCGGGACAAUCUGCUUAAGAUUGCGCGGCAUGCGUAUGGGUAUCGCAAUCCAGUUGCGGUGCCAGUUCCUGGUGCUGGGGCUUCGGGCGAGAUGGUGGUUAGUCUUCCUGAGCAGGGGGUUCCUGUGCCGCUUGAAGGGCAAGAAGCGAUUCGGGCUUCGUUGAGACAGCUUUUGCCGCGGUUUGCGGAGAGGGAGUUUGUUGAUACCAGAGUUUGUUGGUAUACUGAUACGCCCACGGGUGACUUCAUUGUUUCUUAUCAUCCUGACUGUGAAGGUCUUUUCCUUGCUACCGGUGGUAGUGGUCAUGGUUUCAAGUUCUUCCCUGUUCUUGGAGAUAAGAUUGUUGAUGCGUUGGAGGGUACGCUUGAUUCUGAGUUGAGUAAGAUGUGGACUUGGCCUGAGACUGCUGUGUCUGAGGGAGAGGACUUUGCUGGUGAUGGUAGUCGGUCUGGGGAGAGGAGAGCGAUUCUGAAAGACGAGUUGGCGAAGACAAAGAAGGCUUCGCGGAGCAGUGUGCUUUAG